Messenger RNA from Diprion similis, 4177 nucleotides. RefSeq lists its product as uncharacterized. Gene Ontology annotation, cellular component: nucleus. The coding region runs from base 35 to 4096 and encodes 1353 amino acids. Lineage: Eukaryota; Metazoa; Arthropoda; Insecta; Hymenoptera; Diprionidae. The transcript is spliced from 5 exons. Gene Ontology annotation, biological process: regulation of transcription by RNA polymerase II. The record is from RefSeq and is a predicted model, not a curated record.
CUUUAUAAGCUAUGCUUAAAUAGUCGCAAAAAACAUGGCGACAUGGGGGAGUGAGAAAUUUAACUCGGAUGCAAUUGUCGAGAAGACCGACGGGAAUUUUGACAAUAUAUUAGUGACACAUGACCUGCAGGAUUGUUUGGACGACAGUUUGGACCUGUCAAGUUUUGGCAAAGUGUACGAUCAAUCACCAGUUUUGAACUAUGGAAAAUUAUCGGACGAAAGCUCGUCCUACAUGGAAAAGUUGCGGGAUGAUAAUACUGGGUACAUCUACCACACGAUCAGGUCCGAUGAAAUCUACAUGCGAAUUCAUCCUGGGCAAAAUGACUCGAUGCCCGACGAUCCGUCGCACGCGACUAUCACAAUUGAGAGCACAGAUCCUGACACUAACCAGAAACACAUCAGUCGUUACACGUGCGAAUACGACGGCUGCACGAGAACCUACAGCACGGUUGGCAAUCUUCGUACGCACAUGAAGACUCACAAGGGCGAGUAUCGAUUCAAAUGCACAGAUCCGGAUUGUGGCAAGGCAUUUUUGACUUCGUACAGCCUAAAGAUUCACAUACGUGUUCAUACGAAGAUAAAACCAUUCGAGUGCAAUCACGAGGGCUGCGAAAAAGCUUUCAACACGUUAUACAGACUAAGAGCUCACCAAAGACUUCAUAGCGGGAAUACAUUUAAUUGCGAAAAGACCGGAUGUGUUAAAUUCUUUACAACAUUGAGCGAUCUCAAGAAACAUAUACGGACUCACACUCAAGAAAGGCCCUACAAGUGUCGAGAGAAUGGAUGCGGCAAAGCCUUCACCGCUUCGCAUCACCUCAAAACUCACAAAAGAACACACACUGGUGAACGGCCUUACACGUGUUCUUACAUUUACUGUAAGAGAUCUUUCACAACCCCGCACAGUCUGAAAAGCCACAUUAAAACGCACAAGAAAAUCGUCAAGAGUCAAACAGCGAAGCUGAAGGAAGAUCCGCAGGCUAGUAUAAAAGAAGACAACGGCAGCCUGGAAAAUCAACCUAAAGCCAAGAUCGAGAUCAAGGAAGUCGGCGAAAGUAACCACGUACCUUUUUACACAAUAAUACCUUUGAAUCUAGAAAACAGUCGAGAUACCGAAAACGUGGCUUACAUUUCGAUGCAGAAUUCUGGUAAUGUCAAUCAAUUGGCGGUACAGUCUAUGAGUCGCGUUCUAAACAAUAAUGAGAAAAACCAUUUCGAUGACGAGGUUGAAUACGGCGCGUCAAGCCGCAGCGUGGAACAAGUUAAAAUACCUGCUGGUUCUCCGCUCAACUUUAAAUCGAGUGAAAGUAAUAAUAUUGAGCUAUCGACGCCGAGAAACAUCACGAUAGAUGAUUUGACGCACAGCACUAUCAACACGUUGAACAACAGAGAAUAUGAUAAGCUGAAAAUCUUCGAUCAGAUAGCUACCACAAUCGGCCAAAAUGACGGAACAACGAAUGAUGUGAGUGGUCAGAGCAACAUUUUACUUUCGAUUUCUAUUGACGACGAGCGUAAUGGAGUAAUUCACAAACAGGAGCAUAUGGACGCGAUGAAUUUGCAACAAGAAAUCAUACAAAACGGCCUUCAAAACACAAUCGCACAGAUAUCCGAGCCUAAAAACUUUUCAAACAAUCCAAAACGCUAUAAAAGUGACGGCCACAUCAUCGUUCAAAAUGAAUUUUCAAAUCAAGCAAACAACGGCUUGUCUAUCGAUUGCAAAGACACAACAUUUUACAACAGUAAUUCUAUUGCUGACAGUGCGGUGAAGACAAUUGAUACCCCGGAUGAACAUAAAUUAUUUGCUGGUGAAACGCCGACUUCUUACUGUGAUAACAUAAGUGUUAAUAACAUUGCCACCAACGACUCUCAAGUAUUUAUAAAAGAUGUGGUUGGUCCAUAUACCGAAAAUUGCAGCACCGCUCUGUCUAGUUACAAAAGUGUCGAUCCUAAUUCCAUCGUAAGCAUUAAAAAUUGCUUGGAUUCCAGUGAGGCAUACUCGAGUACACAGAUUGAUAAAAAAAUUGUACCGAAAGUUGGAGACACAAUAACGAAUGGGUUCAUAAAUAAUUCACUUGCCAAAAUAUGUUCAGAUGCAAUAUUUCAGUCAGUUGAUUGUAUUGGUAUCGAGAAUAAUGAUUCACAAACUGCGUUAUCCAGUGACAACAUCGUCAUCGGACAAUCGAGGGUUCAAAGCAAUUCCAAGAGUUUGGAAAUUUAUCCAAACUCUAAUUUCAAGGAUGGUAAAUCUGGAAAUAAUUUGGUGAAUCGAACAAAGAACAACUGGCAUUCGGAAGCUGUCGAACUGGCGAUGGCCUCUGAAGAAGAAAUGCCAUCACCUUGGAUCGACGUCAUGGCUCUGGCAUCGGCGCCUUCUUUGAGAGCCGAAUCAUGGUCUGAGUUCAACGCCUUCCCAACGGCCGUUCAUUCGUUAGUGGAUCUGGUCGGCCCUGAGCCUUAUCCUUUGGAGCUAGAAUCAGAACAUCAGCAAAAUGUUAACCUGGCAGCAGCUGUAAGUGCCUCAGGAAGUAUUACAGUGGUCGAUGAUGGUGCGCAUCAUGCGAAGAAUUCGUCCAAUGCGAGCAAUCAGAGGAAUACAAACAAUAGGAAUAUUCUGCAGGAAAUUACGGCUGAUGCGGAUAUUUGCAAAUGCAUCGAUUGCAAGUGCGACCAUUUGAAAAAUUGUCAAAAUUGCUUCCCUACAGCGCCGCGAAAUGUGGAGAGAAAUAAGAAGACAAAUAAUGACACCGCCAGGAAAAUGAUGCAUUUAUCGAGCGUAGAAUCUCAGCUGGAAACUGAAAGUCUGAACAUUUUAUCGAACUUCGAAUCUGGAAAGAGUAUCGAUUAUACCAAAGAGUUUGCUCACCCGAGCGACGCGGUGAGCCAAGAGGCUCAAAUUCUGACUGAUUUUAAUAACUACGAUAGUACGUUUAGAACAAAAGUUGAGAGUGAGGAAGGUCAAGACUGUACGUGCGGGUGUAUUCAACAGAGUAUGGAAUCCGAAUUCAUGGACAUCACAGGGAUGGAGAAUUUCAUAGACAAGAAAUCGUGCGAAUGUUUGGUGCUUGAGAAUGGGGCAAAAUUCUGCGAGGCCAUAAUUGAAAUCGAAAAUAUAAUAACAAGCAAAAGUUUCCCGCAAGGCUCGGAUAGCAUUAUACCAAAUAUAGUUAGUAAGAAAAGCGAUAACGACAAAGAAGAUAAUAGUUUGUCAGAAUCUGGCACCAAAGAGAGUAACGAGAAGGCAUCCUCCAGCGACAAAUGUCACGUCGAAUCGCAAAAAAGUACCAAAGAAAAUUUGUGCUGCGGAUCUAACAAAAAUUGCAAUAAUCGCCAAUCAAAAUCCACCGCACAGAUGAACAACGCGCCAAAGUACAAUGGUGAUUCAGCUAAGAAACACGGUUGCAGAUGUAACCAUAAAAACGAGAACAGUGGUUGCUGCAUAAAGAAUAAUGAUAAAAAUAAUAAAAAUGAACCAAAAACUAGUUGCUGUUGUAAGGAUGAUAGUAGCGAUAGGAAUAGCAGCGUAAAUUCAGAAUUAAGCUCGUCCCCAAUCGGCAAAGUAAUUGAACAAAUCUCAGGUAACAGGGAAUUGAGUUCUGCUAUUCCUAAUGGUAGCAUAAUCGAUUUUUUCUGCAACGUAGAGAGUAUAAAGAGCAGCAGUUCGUCCGUUGAAGAAUAUGAAAAGCAAACACAAUGCUGCGAUCGUUACAAAAGUGGUAAAGACUUCGACGAUAGCAGUAACAUCACCAAUAAAUUUAAAAAUGACGUCAAUGAUCCAGACAAACAAAAUUUGAAUCGCUGUCAAGGGAUAUCAAAGCCUUAUGAUAAUAGCGAAACGAUAUCCCCUAUAUCUAUGAGACGUCGAAACGAAUCUUUGGAUAAAACAAUGGUUGAUGAUUUUGGAACGUGUUUGGAAAGCGAUUGCUCAUGCGACAGUGGAACAGGGGGAUGCAGAUCUUGCUGCGUCAUUGUAUGCCUUAAAACACUGCAGCAGUUACAAAGAGUGUUCACUCAGAAUUGUUGUGAAGAUAAAACUAAGUCCGGCGAUCAAAGCAUAACACUGCCUGUCUCCUUAAUUAAAAAAUUAACAGGAAACGAGUAACCUACUAAUAACACAAUUAUGGGAAUGUGCUAUUCAAGUUUUUUAAAGAUGCGUAUAUGUUGCUAUUUUUAUAAGUAAAAU